GGACUCAAGUAUACAAAAAGUUCAUCCCGAAGUUACUAUGUGAAGUUCCUCAGGAUAAAUCUGCGACAAUGCAGGAUGGUGAUAAUCUUUCACCUAAAAAAGGUACCAAAACAAAUAACUUAUUCAAAAAAUCAGAGAAAAAUGAACCUCGAACUAAUUAUGGAAAUGUUAGUGAACAACAGGAAGCUGUUUGCAAACCAGCUGAUUAUCGCUCACUUCUGUCGUUUCACAAGUCAGCUUCUCAGUCUAAUGUUCAAGGAAAUGGAAGAGAUUACAAGCAUGAUCUUGCAAAAGAAUCAAAAUCAACAGAGUUUGGUAAGAAAUCAAAGAAUGAUAUGAAUGAAUACACAGAAGACAAAUUAGAGUCAAUCGCUAAUAUACAAAAUAGAAAGUUCAAUGAAGCUAAAGCAAAACAAGCGAGGGACUUUGAAUUGAAAUAUGAUUUAGAACGAAUGAAUUCAUUAAAACAUCGAGGAAGGAACAGGACAAGUUUAGUUGAUGUUGUUUUCACCCCCCCAGAAGUCGUAAAGAGACCCAUGUCUGCAGUUCCUCAUCAACAUUCAAGAAUGACAAAUACAGAGUGGAACCACAAUCAGAAGGAACAGCGAGGUCACCCAGGUGCAGUGAGUUCAAGAGAUCAUGCAGAACCAAAAGGAUCUACAGAAUUAUCCAACAUUACUAAAAUUCUUGACAAAUUUCGACGUAGAAUGUCUUUAAGAAAUACCAGUUAUCCACCCAGAGAAGCUUAUUCAAGCAGUGAAAAAUCUUCUGAAAUCAGCAAGAGAGAAAUAACUUCUUCGAACAGAUAAGUAUCGAAUGCAGCUAUCCAUGACAUUCCCAAGCUCGAUAACCAUCAUUCUGAACAUUCAAGAUAUAGAGAAUCUUAUCGACUUAGUAGGCAAGGUGAAUAAAGCAUAAACUCACAUAAACAUAAGUUAAAAAAUAUUGGAAAGAAUGUUACAACAAAUAUGGUAUUACCUUGCUAAUUUUUAACUCUAAAUUAUAGGAAAUUCAUUUGUU
Styela clava is the source of this 1020-nucleotide messenger RNA. Lineage: Eukaryota; Metazoa; Chordata; Ascidiacea; Stolidobranchia; Styelidae. The record is from RefSeq and is a predicted model, not a curated record.